GGUGUGUGCUUCUUUUAUAAAUUGUUUUAUUUUGAAAUUUAAAUUGGAAAACUAUAAUAUAAAGAAAAAACACAUUUACUUGUUAAACUCUAUUAAACCUUUGGAAAUUAUUAGUUCUAUAUAAAUUAACAAUGGCUGCACGAAAAAAACCUCAAUUACCAAAAUCUGUUUUGGAUAUGAAAUUUAUGAAAAAGACUAAGGAAAGGAUAGAAAAAGAACUGGAAAAUACACAAGAUCUCGAUGGACUAUAUUCUAGUAUAAUUACAAGUGAAAUGCGCCACGCAUCUGGGAAUUUUAUAACAGAAAGUAGUUUCAGUUUUUGCGAAGAUUUAUUAGAAGGGAGAUUGUCCUACAAAGGGAUGAAUCCAGAAAUAGAGACAUUAAUGGAAGCAGAAAAUAAAAAAUAUGAAGACGAAGGUGAAAUGCAAAAAGAUGUUUCUGAUGAAAUAUUAGCUAAGAAAAUGAAUAAUUUUAACAAACGAAAACGGUUAUCAAGCCCCAGCAGAUAUAAUUUAGUAAAAAAGAAAAAAUAGUUUUAUAUGCAGUAUUAGUUUUAAACUAAAGUGGAGUGUUGAUUAACCAAACAUGUGGACAACAAUGGGCAAAAAUGUAUGGAAUAUGAGACCAUCCACCAAUGGCAUUGAAAUAUGUGUCGUCGGAUGGGCCACUUCAAUUGGAACAACAAUUGCUAAGCUAAGACACAUUUAUUAUUACAACUGUCCAUUCCGAGCUAUGAGACUUGUAAGUUGAGUAAAGGCUACUUUUACAACCCAAGAUAAGCACAUCAUUUUCUUGAAAUUAAACAUGCUAUGGGUUUUCUUCGUCAUUCACGAUGUCUUGAAUUAUUUGUGUGUCAGUUUUCAUGGCAGCGAGUAUAUUUCUUAAAAUUUUAAAAUAUAUUUUUCUUAAGCAACAAAAAAUCUCAUUACUCCAAUGGACAGUUGCAACAAUAAGGUGGUCAUAGUGAUUGUUGUAUCUAUUGAGGGGACCUGUCCAAUGACAUGUACCUUGUUGCUAUUGUAGGGUGGUCCCAAUCUGCCCAAUAUCGACCCCACUUAUGGUCCCAAGAACAUCCAAAUUGUGGUCAAUUUCAUGUAAAAAUUACAUAAUCGCUUAGCAUGCUAUAUGAUUGUGUAGUUUUUACUAAAAUAAGCUUCUUUGUUUUCUUUCAAGUCAAAUUGUUUAAAAAUAUUUUAUGUUAUUUAUAGUCUGUAGCCUGUUACUGUAUUUGAUAAAUAAAAUAAAAAUAAAAAUGUUGCAUGCUUCAAAAAUACAGUUUGAUUAUUAGAACAAACAUUGUCUAAACACCUAUGUUACCUAAUUAGUGCAGGUAAUAAUCAAUGUUUUACUAUAUUACUGUAAUUAACUUAGAUAUGUACCCAGUUUUAUUAUAUUGCUGGAAAGCACAUUUCCAAUUACCAUUGUAA
Messenger RNA from Aricia agestis (brown argus), 1427 nucleotides. It is a transcript of the gene Mpp6, whose product is annotated as M-phase phosphoprotein 6. The coding region runs from base 132 to 533 and encodes 133 amino acids. Lineage: Eukaryota; Metazoa; Arthropoda; Insecta; Lepidoptera; Lycaenidae. Gene Ontology annotation, biological process: maturation of 5.8S rRNA. The transcript has a single exon. The record is from RefSeq and is a predicted model, not a curated record.